Molecule: messenger RNA, 3983 nt
Organism: Calidris pugnax (ruff)
Lineage: Eukaryota; Metazoa; Chordata; Aves; Charadriiformes; Scolopacidae
Gene: CHMP4C
Product: charged multivesicular body protein 4C
Exons: 5
Coding region: 33-695 (220 amino acids)
Biological process (GO): late endosome to vacuole transport via multivesicular body sorting pathway; vesicle budding from membrane
Cellular component (GO): cytoplasmic side of plasma membrane; ESCRT III complex; multivesicular body
Source: RefSeq, a predicted model, not a curated record
GCCUUCCGUCGGCGGGUGCCGCCGCCAUCGCCAUGAGCAAGAUUUCCAAGUUCUUCAAGGGGGGCGGCUCGGCCGCCUCCAAGGGCCGCGGGGGGCCCUCGCCUCAGGAGGCGCUGGCCCGGCUGCGGGAGACGGAGGAGCUGCUGAGCAAGAAGCAGGAGUACCUGGAGAUGCGGAUCCAGCGGGAGCUGGCGGCCGCCCGGCAGCACGGCACCAGGAACAAGCGAGCUGCCUUGCAAGCGCUGAAGAGGAAAAAGAGGUACGAGAAACAGUUGAGUCAAAUUGAUGGGACGCUUUCGACCAUUGAGUUCCAGCGAGAGGCGUUGGAAAACUCCCACACCAACACAGAAGUGCUCAAGAAUAUGGGAUACGCUGCACAAGCUAUGAAAAAAGUGCAUGAAAAUAUGGACUUGAACAAAAUCGAUGAUUUGAUGCAAGAUAUCACUGAACAGCAAGAUGUUGCCCAGGAGAUUUCAGACGCUAUUUCAAACCGAGCCGGCUUUGGUGAGGAGUUUGACGAGGAUGAGCUGAUGGCAGAAUUAGAAGAACUGGAGCAAGAAGAAUUGAACAAGGGAAUGAGAGACAUCAGACUGCCAAGUGUUCCAUCCACCUCGCUGCCUGCUCGCCCUGCAUCGGUGAGGAAGAGAGCGGAGGAUGAAGAUGAGAUGAAGCAGCUGGCUGCCUGGGCUUCCUGAGAGCACGGUCUUUUUGUAACACUGAACCUUAGAGCUCUAAUGCUGUUUUAUAACCCUACUGAUUUCCUGUGAUUGCACCUCAUCCAGGCGGGUUUUUUUGCUUUUGUUUUAUGGCUAAUCUUGGUAAGAAUAGUGUAACUGCCAUAUUGCAAAACUAGUUUAAAAACAAACAAACAAAAAAAUGGAAUAGAUACCAAAACCUCCAAGCAUCAAAGUUGUUUUUUUUUUUUUAUUUUUCAGCCUUGGCCAGAGAUUUGUUUUGUUAUUAGUAGCAGUUUUUAUUAGGUAAUGUCUUAUUGUGUCUUGCUGGUUUGUAAAACCCUUGUGCCUCACUUAUGCACACGGCUGGGUUUAUUGUUGAAAUGAAGAAGUUCCCUAAGUCAUCAAAGCCCUGUCCUAGGGGGUUAUUUGGUUCAGGCUAUUUGAAUAUUAGCAAAACAGCUUUUUACAUGUCCUGACUUGCAAGUUCCUUGGAGCCCAAGAGCUAAUAGCAGUUCAUUUGGGCAUGGAGAUUUAGACAGUCUGUCUGGAGCAACUUCUGGUGUCCUAGAUGUUAAGAGGAGACUCUUCUGUAGGUUUUUUGAAGUGGGAUAGGUUUUUUUGGCUUGUUUUAAACUUCGGCCAGAAUAUCCCUUGCACAUCUGUAGCUCAACUUGAAUUGUAGUUUGAACCAUUUCCUACUCAGUUAAAGAACAGUUUUACAGUGAUUGGGGAAAAUGAAAUGUCCAAGAUGUUAUAGAUCCCAGCCAAACAAAACUGAUUUCUGCUCACCCUGUCAAAAAUCCAGAGGGAUUUGACCUUCCCGUGUUCUUCUCCACCACGUCUUUCUAGGGUGAGUCUUUACUUUGCAUCAUAAUACCCAUACUCAAAAGAGUUAGUAACACAUUUUUCUAAUUCUACGAUCUCUAAAUAAUUUUAGUUUCUGAGCACUGGGUCCUUUUCUCUUAUUCAGUUUCUGAAGAGAAAUAAAACCAGCAUGUUGUAUUUGAAAUGCCUUUCUAAGCCUGGUUAAAAGAUGAUUCUGAAUUACUUGUAAAGUUCGAUGUGUUAUUGUCCAACUGAUGCCUCUUUGGCUUAAGGAACAAAUGCCACUCUGGGUGCUAAACUACUACACAUAGAGAUACGCUGUUCAAAUACAACCCCAAAAUUGAAUAGGCUGCUUUGUACUAACAUGUUUUUAUUAAAUAAGAUGUAAGCUCUCUGCUAGUAGCCUGCUGUCCAUCACAAGGAAAUAGCAAAACACUGGAGUAACUAGGGAUAUGGGAAGCAGAGUCAUGUUGAUCUAGGUUUCUCAUUUUCAAAUGGAUUUAAGUUUACGGAUGAUUGAACCACUAGGGGAAUAGCAGGAGACUUGAAUUCCAUAGAUCUCUAGCAACAGAAGACUGAUGCCUUCUCCUGUGGACUUCAGCCCGUGAUGUGCUGGGUGUUUGGCUUUGAUGGGCUACAAUAGGCUUCGGCUUCUUGGAUUUUAGGUUAAGCAUAAGUUAAUGUGUGUUUCUGGAGACAGCCUGCUCAGAGAGUUUCAAGUUGGGUUCCGUGGAUGACACCCCAAAUUUACAAACCCUGUGGAGAGAUUCAGUUUUUUCAGGACUUUUUCAUUCUCUGUAGUGAAGCUGCUUUUGGUUUGCAUCCAUACGAAAGGAGAAUCAAGCCUUGCCACUUGGCUUCAGAUAAAGCUCCUACAGGAAAAAAUUGUGUUAAUUCUGUCUCAAAGUUUGGAGGUACCAGAAAAAUUGUCCCUUUCUGUUGGGAGCAGAGAAAACCUGGAACUAUUCAAUUUGUGUUUUAAAAUCCCCCCCAAAUUAAAGAACUGCCUUAAAUUUGAAAAUACAUUCUGAACUCUCAGCAGGAAAACAAACGCUAAAAAUCUGUUACUGGGUUUUAAGGCUUGCUGAAAUUCAGGAUGAGGUGCCAGCUGAAAGCAGGUGUAUUUAGUAAAAUGACAAAUAUUCUGAGUUAGUUGGAAUCCAUUUGCUAAUCCAUUUGGCCGGAAUCCUGUUUGCAAGGUCUGCAGUUCCACGCAAGUCUCUGAAUUGGGUAGGGAAGGUCUUAGUGUACACUGAUGGCAUCACCAUGCGAGGCUGGCCACGUGCUGGAGGACUCAUCUGGUGCUUCUAAAUGAAAGACCAUGUCACCAUAGUCCCGUGCUUGGCUUGGAACAGGUGCCUUCUAGUAUCUCUUCUUGGGUGAAUGAGUAGUUUUCCAAUACUUGGCGCUUACGCAGCACUUGGCAUAUCCAAAGUGUUCUACAACCUCACUCAAGUUGGUCUCUAAGCCUCCAGGUUGAAACUAAAGCGAUUUUCAGUCUGUUUUGGAAGAUGUGGACUUAGUAUUUCUGUGCAAGAACUUUGCCUGUGAACACCCUGCGGGGAAGAAGAAAUCCUAAGGAAGGUUUUUUUCCUUUGCAAGCUCGUGUCCGACUGCUGACCUCCAGCAAUGGUUUUGGCCAAGUGUUGAUCAUGGAAAUCUUCAGGUGUCUUCAACGUGUUGGCUUCAGACUAGGUACUUCAGGAACAAAAUUCCUGAAGGGUGGAGAAGCAGCUGUGGUUGGUUGGGUGAGCUUCUGGAAAAGCUUGCGUGUAGUGGCCGAUGGCUCUGGAGGAGAGAGUCCCAUAGCAGUUCACAGGCUAGGACAUGGGUGCUUGGUGAAGCUCUACGUAGAGGUACGAUAGACCAAAGUACAGUAUGGACCUCCAGACCUGGAGUGCUUGUUGCCGGGUUUGUUUGGAGGACAGCAGAUGACUGGUUUUCUUCAAAAGCAAAGGUGUUCCAGGGCUUUAAUUUGGUGAGGAGGUGGCUUUUUCCUGUGUAAAUUCGGAUGACAUAGGGACAAAGGGCUCUUCUGUACUUUAUUUUUUUUUUGACCAUAUGUCUCUCUUCAGGCCAAGAUGGUAUUUGUUUAGUAUGUGAGCAGACAGGAGUGAAUAGUGUCAGCGUGUUAUUGUGAAUUUACUCUCGAUUAACUGGAACACAUUUCCCAAGAGGGCUGGGGAAGCAGGUGGGGUGACUUCCUUUCUUGUUUCUUAUGUAUUUUGCAAACAUUCUCUUCUCUUAACAGCCUUAGACAUUUUUAAUCUGGAUAGCUUUAAAAGGGGGAAAAUCUAUUUAUAAAAAGUGAAAAGAAUGGCUAUGUGCAUGUGCUGUAAAUAAAUAUUUCGGUGUCAUAUUUGUCCUAUAUAAUUGUAUUAAAUUUAUUUUCCUAACAGGCAAAACUGUUAAGUGCUCUCUUUACACUGUCAUUAGGAUUCAGUGCUAUUUAGAGGAUAUAAAUAAAGAUAUUUUGAAACA